AUGACAGAAAAUCAAAAUCCACCACAAACACCAGAUUCAAAGCAACCCGAUCAGAUUGCUUCACCCAAUAAGGCCAGGAGACACAGUUCUAAGGAUAAAGUUGAUUUUACAACAGAAAUUAUCGAAUGGGAUCCUGAAAAACCAUUCCAUGGUAUAAUUUCAAGGAUUUCUGAGAUAUGUAUGGGUAACCCAUACGAAAAGGGUAUCAUUAAUAUCACAGCAUCAAGCACACUCGGAAAUCAUCCGUCACAAGUCAUAGAUUACAAAUGGAAUUCACAUUGGGUAUCCGACAAUCAGCCUGACCAAUGGAUAAAAUUCGAUUUCAAACAGAUUAAAUAUCAAAUUACUGGAUAUUCAUUAAAAACGUACAAUUACGUUGCAGACGGCAACCAUCUAAGAUCAUGGUCUUUGCAAGCAUCAGCAAAUGAUACAGAUUGGGUUGAUAUUGACCAUCAAGUUUCAAACAGCGAUCUAAAUGGAAGAUCAAAAAUCGCUUUCUUCAAAUGCAAGAUACCAUCUAACUUUAGAUUUUGCAGACUUAUCCAAACAGGCUACAGUUGGUGCGACAGCAAUAUGCUUGCGCUUACAAAUAUUGAAUUUUAUGGUCAGCUUACACCAGAUCCAUCAAUGUCUAGUAUAUAA
This is a messenger RNA of Trichomonas vaginalis G3, 642 nucleotides long. RefSeq names its product galactose-binding domain-like family. The record is from RefSeq and is a predicted model, not a curated record. The coding region runs from base 1 to 642 and encodes 213 amino acids. The transcript has a single exon. NCBI's taxonomy places the organism in Eukaryota, Parabasalia, Trichomonadida, Trichomonadidae.